Molecule: messenger RNA, 996 nt
Organism: Microplitis mediator
Lineage: Eukaryota; Metazoa; Arthropoda; Insecta; Hymenoptera; Braconidae
Product: F-box only protein 6-like
Exons: 4
Coding region: 153-980 (275 amino acids)
Biological process (GO): glycoprotein catabolic process; SCF-dependent proteasomal ubiquitin-dependent protein catabolic process
Cellular component (GO): SCF ubiquitin ligase complex; cytoplasm
Molecular function (GO): protein binding; ubiquitin protein ligase activity
Source: RefSeq, a predicted model, not a curated record
GUCAUCGUGAAUUUUCUAACGGUAUGUAUGUAUUUAUCAGAUUUAAUCUUUAUGUUCUUCAGAGUUAAAGCAAAAAUAGUUGAGUUCCAUUUAAAUAAAGUAAAUGUAAAAGUUACUUGAAGUAAUACUUUACAUAAGUUAAUCGUUGAAAUAUGUCUGAGCUUACAGACAAAGUUGAGGAGUGUAAGUUCGAGGAUCUAUCAAUAGAAGAUCAACAUAAUGGAUCGAUACUGUCAGGCAAAUAUAUACCCGAUGAAUUAUUAUGUGAAUUAUUGAGCUACGUUAAUGUGUGGUCGCUUCUACGUUGCCACUUAGUUUGCAAAAGAUGGAAGAAUUUAAUUCAAGAUUACGUAUGGAAAAAAAAAGCACAAUUGAUACUCGGAGCUUCGUUUCAAAGCUCGAUUUCAUGGGAGUCAUACUAUGAGGUCUGUAAAAGAAAUCCAUUUAAUCGUAAUUUGAUAAGAAAUCAUUCUGGCCAAGAAGGUAUGAAACACUGGAAAAUAUGCGGAACAUGGGGUGAUGAAGAAAACUGGAAAAUCGAGAGUCCACCCGAAGGAGCCUUACCUUUACCAGAUGAUCCUGUUUUCGAAGGACAUAAUUGUUAUUUUACUUCGCGCUACGCUGAAACAAAAACCCAAAUAAUCAACCUUAUUGAUGAAGGAUUGUCUCCUGACUUUAUUGAUAGAUUUCAACCUCCUAUUCAAGUAAGUGACUGGUACAGUUGCCGUUCCAAUCGUUUCGCCUACUAUUAUUGUGAUGUAUGUUUAAUAACUCCCGGCAAAGUAGUAACAUUUUAUCACCAUCAAGAUUAUUUUCAAAAUGACAAAAAGGGUAAAUGGUCAAAAUUUUUUCAUGAAUUCAGAAACUACGGAGUUGGUGUUAGAAGAGUGCAAUUAGUACAUCAAUGUAAAACUAUUUCGUCCUUUUGCGGAGAAUACGGUGGCAGACUGGCUGGAACUUCGGUGGUUGUUAAAUUAUAAGCAACAACAAUCAACA